AUGGCGUACAGACGUCUUGCGAGCCUUGUCGCAGGUCAAAACUACGCUGUGACCAUUCCACACCGACAUGCCAGCGGUGUGUUCGCCGCGGAAAUCUCCUCGCCACAUAUGCCUGCAGGUUCAGACAAUAAUUGGGACAAGAAAGCCCAAUCGGCCACACCACCUAGGAUCUCCAGACUGACGAGCUGCUUUGGCGUGUCCAGCGAGAACUAUGAGCAUCUAAACGGGAUCCUCGCGCCGCUGGCGACCUUGGAGCACAAUGGGACCAGCUCGAGUCCAAAGCAAGUUCAGCUGGGUGCGCGGCUACUGCUGACCCUGUUUGAGAAUCUGUCGUUCUACGAGACUCUCACGGAAAAUCGUUCAGACAAUUCACCAGAAGGUUGCGUUGUCGGCCAACAGCUCGUCCGUAUUAUCUUUACGGCCUUGAAAGAUAACCACAGACUCCUGGCAAAUGGCCAGGAUGCAAAAGAGCGGUACUAUGAGAACCUGCUAGGGUGGUCCCAGAAACUAUUUGCCGAGACCUCGCAGUCGAUUGAAGUCGGUCCGUCGACGACACCAGAGGAAUAUCUUCGUUGUGUCUCCAAUCGAUGGGAAGGCAUCGCGCUGGUUUUCUCCGUCGUGGGUCAAGGUGCCCUGCUGGAGAGAGACUGGAAGUCUGUAUCUCAGUUAGCAGGUGCUGCACCAGCCGAUCAAAGAUCGCUGGGGAUCCUUGCGGCCACUGCCGGCGAUACUUGUCUUCAAUUUUGCGACUGUUCAGGCAUAAUCCAUGACCCGCUGGGUUGGCUGCUGUAUCAGCAUACCCAUUUGCUAGCUUUGAUCUAUGGUAACAAUGAUUAUCGGGCGUGGCGAGCACUGGCCCAAUUGGCCACUGUGGUAUUUACUCUCGGGUUCAACCAGUCCAAGGUCAACGCGCGCAUGCCCUUCUUUCUGGUGGAGCUCCGUAAACGCCUGAUGGCUAGCGCCUAUAUCAUGGAUAAGCAGCUGGCCACUUUCCUGGGACGACCACCUCAGAUCAUCUGGAGGUACUGCGAUGUGCAACUUCCUCUGGAUCUGCGUUACGACGAGAUCCUUGCGGACCCGGCCACUCGAGAUGCCGCCGUCAACAGACUGGACGCGAACGGUUGGAACAGCCAAGGCAUCAUCCAAACGGCCCAGUGGAUGCGAGUUUCUCUUCUAGUGGGCUCAAUCAGAGAGCAAAUCCUCGAAUUGUCGCUGAGCCGCUGUGUUGAUGACCUUGCCCGGAAGGCCAAGCAAGUGUCUGAUAUCUCCUGCAAAACUUGGGAUGAACUCCCCGGUUUCCUUCGCUGGCGUCCUGGCAGUGCCAGCUCCGAGGACAGUGGCAGUCUCCUCAUUCCUCUCUAUCUUGACUUCCUUUACAAUGAUUUUCUUCUCUCCCGGCUACUGGUCAGACGCUCCCAGACCGAAUCGGACGCCUUGAUCAAUGUCUCACAGACUAUCCUGGGCACGGCUCUUGACCUCAUUGGGAGGGAGAUAGCAUCGGGAACUGGAACAUACAACAUAGGGUGGAACGCGUCUUCAUUUGGCAUCCCGGCUGCUGGCGUCCUCGCAAUCGAGCUGCUGUGCCAAAGUGACGGAUCAUCACGGUCUACUCCAUCGAUGUUCCGACGGCCUGAAACCAUCCAGAACCUGAGCGUCUUUGCAUCCUACCUCCAAUACGUCGUUCUACCACAUGAGGGAAAUUAUGAAAUCUGCCAGCGUGCGCGCCGUAUCCUUUGCCGCAUCCUCAACCAGGCCUUAUCGGUCAAUCCGCCGACGUUGCCCUCUAGUGUACCUACCUCUGCGGUAGCGGCGGAUUGGUUGAAUGGGGAGUCGAUCUUGCUGGACGAUGGGACAAAUCUCCUGGAGUGGAUCGAGAGUCGACUUGAUUAG
Aspergillus fischeri NRRL 181 is the source of this 1890-nucleotide messenger RNA. RefSeq names its product putative C6 transcription factor. Lineage: Eukaryota; Fungi; Ascomycota; Eurotiomycetes; Eurotiales; Aspergillaceae. The coding region runs from base 1 to 1890 and encodes 629 amino acids. The transcript is spliced from 5 exons. Gene Ontology annotation, cellular component: nucleus. Gene Ontology annotation, molecular function: DNA binding; zinc ion binding. The record is from RefSeq and is a predicted model, not a curated record. Gene Ontology annotation, biological process: DNA-templated transcription.